AUGGUUGAUACCCCCGUCACUCAGUCUGGAAUUUGGACUGGAACCACUGAGGCCAGCGAUGAUUCUACUUCGACUGCCACUGAUGAGGAGGGUCCUACCCCCACUCCCACCACGGAUUCCACCACUACCACGGAUUCCACCACUACCACGGAUUCCACUACCACCACGGAUUCCACCACGGAGUCCACUACGGAGUCUACUCCUGUUUCUACUCCACCAGAGUCUACUCCUGUGACCACUCCUGGCUCUACAACUGGGCCUACCACUCCUGUGACCACAACUGAGUCCACUUCCACUUCCGAGUCUACUCCUGUGACCACUCCCGAGUCCACAACUGGGUCCACCUCCAACACUACUACUGAGUCUACUCCGGUUUCUACUCCUGUCUCUGGUGCUGUGUUUACCACGACACAGACCACAGUGGUCACUAACAACGGCACUCCUUGCCCUAUUGUCCUCACCAUAACCUACACUUCCUCGGCUCCUUGCCCUGGCGAGCCUUGCACCGCCACUCAGACUUCUGGCGCUGGAUCCAACCCCGGCAAUCCGGCUGAAGGCACCACUUCUGAGUCUGGUGAGGCUCCUUCCGGCACCAAGCACACCGUCAUUCCAGGCAGCACCACUACUGAGACUGGUGGCACAGCUCCCCAGCCUCCUGCUCAGGGUGUUCCGACCACUCUUUCGACUGUUGGCGGUAAGCCUCCCGUGAACGGUGCUACUGGCACUGGCUCCGGCAAUUCCCCCGCUGGCUCCGGCACUGGCUCUGGUUCUGGUUCUGGCUCUAGUUCCGGUAAUGGCUCUGAUUCUGGUUCUGGCUCUGGUACUGGCUCCGGCAAUGGCUCUGGCCAUGCUUCCGGAAAUGGUUCAUCUGAGACCAAUGGUGCUAACCCUCCUGCUGGUGGCGCCAAGCCAGCUGGCACCGGCACCGGUACCAAUCCUCAUGCGACCUCUACUGCCUACUCCAAGGCUGUGAAGGUCCCAGUCGGUACCUUCGACAUCAUUCUGGCUGGCUUCAUGGCUUUGUUUGCCGUUGAUGCCUUCUAA
Messenger RNA from Penicillium malachiteum, 1044 nucleotides. RefSeq lists its product as uncharacterized. The transcript has a single exon. Bases 1 to 1044 code for a protein of 347 amino acids. NCBI's taxonomy places the organism in Eukaryota, Fungi, Ascomycota, Eurotiomycetes, Eurotiales, Aspergillaceae. The record is from RefSeq and is a predicted model, not a curated record.